UAACCACCGAUCCGGAAUCCUCUAGGCUCCCCAGUCUCCUCCGCUCUACAAGCAAGCGCCACCGAGGCCGCCAUUCCCGGCCAGAUCCGAGCAGGAGGAGGAUGACGGGAGGCGCGGGUGCGGCGUCGCAGGCGUACGGGGAGGCGUGGUACUGGGACGAGCGCUACCGCAAGGAGGCCGGGCCCUUCGACUGGUACCAGAAGUACCCCGCGCUCACGCCGCUGCUCCGCCUCCACCUGGCCCCGCACCACCGGCUCCUCCUCGUCGGCUGCGGCAACUCCGUCUUUGGUGAAAACAUGGUUGAUGAUGGUUAUCAAGACAUUGUCAACAUUGAUAUAUCUUCGGUGGUAAUUGAACAGAUGAAGAAGAAAUACCGUGAUAAGCCUCAACUUAAAUAUAUGAAGAUGGAUGUUAAGAACAUGUCAGAUUUUGAAUCUGGUUCAUUUGAUGCUGUUAUUGACAAAGGAACGCUAGAUUCUAUUAUGUGUGGCCAAAAUUCACAAGAGAAUGCAACUAAGAUGCUAGAGGAGGCCAACAGAAUCCUCAAGGAGAAUGGUGUCUACAUUCUGAUCACUUAUGGGGAUCCUAGUUAUCGAUUGCGUCUCCUGAAGGACAUGCAACAUUGGACGAUAAAGCUUCAUGUCAUAGAGUUUAUUGCAGAUAGAUGGGAAAGAAGUUCCAAUGAGAAUAAAUGGGAACUGACAAAACCAUUGCCUUUAGAUGAUGAUAGCGCAUCAGUAGUUGGACUUCUUGGCCCAAAACCUGAUGUUCACUAUAUCUAUGUCUGUGUAAAGGGUAACGACGGUGCAAGGGUGGAUUCUAAGGCUGAAGCCAAGGAAGUACCAAACUGAUUUCACCAUAUAACCCUUUCGAAUCGCCGUGCAUAACCAGUGCAUAACCAGUGUAGCGAAUAAUGUAGGUCAGGCAUUGUAGCUGUGGUAGUUGUUCCUUCCUGAAUUCAUUUCGCUAUUGGCAGUUGUUUAGUACAGUUAUAUUAUAUGUUUUCAUGGUUCUUGUGAUUACCUCUUUGAUUACAACGUGUUGUAACCUACUGAACGUUCAUCAGAUUCCUGGCUAUCAAUCUGGGUUGAAUUUU
Messenger RNA from Phragmites australis (common reed), 1096 nucleotides. RefSeq lists its product as uncharacterized. NCBI's taxonomy places the organism in Eukaryota, Viridiplantae, Streptophyta, Magnoliopsida, Poales, Poaceae. The record is from RefSeq and is a predicted model, not a curated record. Gene Ontology annotation, molecular function: S-adenosylmethionine-dependent methyltransferase activity. The coding region runs from base 102 to 851 and encodes 249 amino acids. The transcript has 9 exons.